GAGAGCUCCUCCCCCCAUCCUCUGCCUCAGGGCCAGGGUUCCCAUAUUGUUCAGGGCGCACAAAACUCUGAAGCCUGCCCUGCCAGACGCUAAAAAUAAUAGUGAUAUGAAUUACUCUGUAUAAACGUAAUUACAUGCCACUACAAACAAUGUUUUGAUAAUCUGUUCUGUGAAUGUCAAUUAUUUACGUGCACCAAAGCAUUACUGGAGUAUCGCACCAUAGAAACACCAUAAAAACUGGGGAACCCCUUCAGUUGAAAGCCAUUCUGCAGGAAUUUAGCAGGAGCCAAGAUCCUAAAGAAAAAGGUCAAUUUGUUGUCCGACCUUAUGAGGUUGUCCGAACAGUCGCUCAGGCAUCCGUUACGACAAGGCUAAUGCUGCUAAUCUGCAAUGGGCGGUAUUAUUUUAUUUUACGUGAAUUUAAAUCAAACUAUAAAGCCGAUUUCAUAAAAUACGGAACGGUCUGUGUAAGCUCUGGAGUACAACUGUCACUGAUGCUGAGUGAACGAACUUCCACGUCAACUACAAGCUGGAACAAGUCAGGACAUGUCGCUCAAGAGAGAAGAGAUUUCAUAAAAUAUGCCCUUGCGAAGGGUUACGAGAGGGAUGCAGGCAAUAAGCAGGAAGGUAUCCCGGAAGCGUUUUCCAACAUACUCAGAUUCUACCGGACACAGAAUUUAACACCCGCGCAUAUGUCGCAAGGCCUACAAGAAAUUGUAUGUUUCCCAUGGGGUUGUAUAGAUAUAAAUGAUCCGUCAGUAUACCCUUAACGAAUGUAAACAUGUCUAGCGACUUGAGAUUUUUGUUUUCAAUAAAUUAAUUCAUUAUUAUGAUACUUUUAAUUAGAAAAACAAUGCGAAAUAUUGCUUCCAUCCUAAGGGUGAUCGGUUGAAAGUGACGCAAUUGGGGGGAACAAGUUGGGACUUUCCUUUACACACGUUAAAUCGUUUUUAGCUAGUAGCAAAUUUACCAAAGUUAAGCGAGAUUUAUUAUCAGUCAAACCUUAACCAAACCUAACCGGCUCCUGUAUCUCGAUCAGAUAAAAAGUCAGAAGGCACGACGCACGUAGGUACUCAACCCAGGCGUCACCAUAGUAGGUAAACAAAACAUUUAUUUGCCAAUCGGUUCGAAAAAAACAGAAUGGAUCACUCUCACGGCAUCAUCGAACUCAUCGACAUGAUUUUAAUUUAUUUAGUCUUCAAAAUGCUACCGCGGCUUCCCGAGUGUAUGCAGAUCGCUUUCCCAGGCGUGAUUUUUUGCCAAUUUUUUACCAAAAUCGACGGGUCUGAGCGUUUUUCAAAAAAAAAACUGAGCUGCCAGUAAAUGCGUCUGUUUCGUUUUCGAUGCGCCACCCUGUAUAAAAAUCAAGACAGGUUAAGUCUGGUCAUCGCGAAGGCUAUGGAAACAGAUUUCCUCCUCCAAUCCACCGCUGUUGAAAUACUGCAUUAACAUGUUCUCGCACAAUACUAGCAAAAUGUGCUGGGAAACCAUCCACACAUUUAAACUGCCGUCACUGUUAAAGGUGUCUUCAUUGAUCCAAAGGAUUUGAAAUAAAGAUUCUCUAUUCUCGCGUAUCAUGCCUAACAUAUCCAAUCCACUACAAUACUUUUCUGUAAAAUAGUUUCGUUUUAAUAUCUCACGAUGUUAUUAACUGGCAGAACAAUGUUAAAAUCAUACACUCCUAUAGAGUCUGCGGCAACAAAGUAUCAGAAAAAAUAUCAUAUAUCAUCAAAUUACUCUUAAAU
This is a messenger RNA of Acanthoscelides obtectus, 1745 nucleotides long. NCBI's taxonomy places the organism in Eukaryota, Metazoa, Arthropoda, Insecta, Coleoptera, Chrysomelidae. The record is from the annotation of a GenBank genome assembly.